AUGGUAAAAUGGACCCCAGAGAUGGACCAGCAACUGUUGCUGAAAAUUUUGGAGACUCACGAACUAAGCGUGGAUGCAACAAGCGUGUCCGAAGCAUGGCCCGGCGACGACCCGAAGGCUAAGCCCACUCCUCGGGCUAUUACUGAGCGUCUGGUCAAAAUCAAGUCGCGCAUCAAAAAUGGCAAAAGUGCAACUCCUACUUCCACUCCAACAAAGCUGGCCACACCGAGCCCCCGUAACCGCACGUCCGCAAAACGCAAACGCGGGAAUGCCACUUUGACCGGCAAAAAAGAUAUCAAAACUGAGGCUUACAUUUCUCCCACUUCGAAUAUACAAACUAUUAAACACGAAUACAACGAUUACGCUGAUUCCCCAAUUGAUGGGAUGGUGGUUCCUAUGACCAUGCGUACCCUAUCUAAAUGUGCGGGAGCUGUCCUUCCUCUCCCACAUGACAAGAUUACUUACAAGGAGCGUACAGAUGACGAGGCUCAACACGAAAGCAGUGACAGUGAAUUCAUGAACUCUACGACGGCGGAGCUAGCCGAUGGUUAUGGCAAAAUUCACGUUAACGACAGUGAAGCAGUUGGCGCCACGGAGUAUGCUUAA
Molecule: messenger RNA, 606 nt
Organism: Histoplasma capsulatum G186AR
Lineage: Eukaryota; Fungi; Ascomycota; Eurotiomycetes; Onygenales; Ajellomycetaceae
Exons: 3
Coding region: 1-606 (201 amino acids)
Source: RefSeq, a predicted model, not a curated record